This is a messenger RNA of Galeopterus variegatus (Sunda flying lemur), 3895 nucleotides long. RefSeq names its product centrosomal protein 162kDa (gene CEP162). The transcript has 24 exons. Gene Ontology annotation, cellular component: axonemal microtubule; centriole; centrosome. The record is from RefSeq and is a predicted model, not a curated record. Bases 119 to 3817 code for a protein of 1232 amino acids. Gene Ontology annotation, biological process: cilium assembly. Lineage: Eukaryota; Metazoa; Chordata; Mammalia; Dermoptera; Cynocephalidae.
CCGGGCAACUGCUGGGCCCGCACAGACCUUCCAGGAAAGCGCGGAAUUCAGAGGCAAAGUGUUUCCGAUGUUGUAAAAACUUUAGAAUGUUUACUUUGGGAAGUGAAAAUUAUUGAUUAUGGCUCACUAUUCCAAAGAAAAGCUGGAUGAGGAGUUUGAACAGUUUAUGAAAGAGCUUUCAGAUGAUUCUUUUGAAAAUUCAAACAAAACACCUGGACAACCUAAAAAAGAAAUGAAGAAGGAAGAUACAGUGCCUUGGUGGAUGACUGAAGGUGAUUUUGAAGAUGGUGGACUGCUUGGAACAAAUGUAAGCUAUUUGAAAACAAAGAAGACUUCUCAACCUGUUAUGGAAAUAGAUGAGGACUCUGCUGAAAAGAUUCAAUUUCUUAAGAGCAGUGGAACCUCUAUCUUAAGUAUUGACAGCUUAGAAACAAAUGAACUAGUAGCUUCUGAGCUCAAUCAUAGUAUUCUUGGAUUGGGAUUGGACACAUUAGAAGAACAAGAGGAGAAAGAACAAUUUUUUGCCAGGCUUGAGAAUGGCUUGACAUCUUCCAUUGAUUAUUCAAGAUUAAAUAAGGAAUUGGAUUCUAAUGACUCCACACAUUUUAAAUCUUUACAGAGUAAUCAAGCCACUGUUGAACUAACGGAAGAUAAACAUGAGGAUGAAUCAAAACAUAAAGAACUGGGAGAAAAUUACAGUGAUGAUUUUGAAGAUGAAGAGGACAUUGAUGCACCUUUGAUUACUAAUGAUGUAGAGACUCAUUCCAAAGAAAAUCUCAAAUCAGAAAAAAUAAAUGUACCCAAACAGGAAGAAGAGAAAACUGGCAUGCUGGCUAAUGUUGUGCUGCUUGAUUCAUUAGACUCUGUUGCAGAGGUCAACCUUGAUGUACAAGAUAAGGCAACAACUAAGCCAAAGGCCCUAAUGGAAAUUACUGAUAGUAAAAUGACAGGAACAGGUGUUUCUUAUGGACAAAGCAGUAGUGACAUUGAAGCCCUACAUGAGGCUUAUUGUCAUAUAGCCCAUUCUUUGGGAGAUGCAGAUGAACAAAGAAUUGAAAGUAACACAAUGGAAAAUAUCAAGAGCCCAGUGAAAGAUCAUCUUCAGGAAAAUGAAGAGUCUUCAAAAAACACCUCUACUACUGAAUCUGAUCUGCCCACAGUAGAGGAGCUGAUGAAACCUAUCAGAAUAGAUUCCUUUGGGGUCAGUGGUUUUGAUUUACAACCUGUCAGCUCUAAGAAAGUGGCUGAUAAUAAAGAAACUGAAUUUGUUAGCCCUUUAUCGCUUAAGAUGAACCCAAACAUUAUGCCUCAAGACCCACAAUAUGUAAAUCAAUUUUUUGAAAAAAGUGAUGAGAAUGUGAUUUUACAAAAGACAACAAAUGUGGUUAUGGAAAAUAGCUGUCCAAAAGUAACUGCUGUGGAAGAACAGAUCAACAAAACAUAUCUUGAUAUUUUAAGGAAAAAAAUAUCUGUUAAUCCUCCAUUAUUACCUCAGGAUGACAAAAUUAAUAAAACUUUUAGAUCUCAACUCAGUUCAGGAGAAGAAGGGGCUGUAAUUGGUAAACAGGUACCAAACAAGAAGGUUAGAAGUGCUCCUCCUUUGUUUAAAAGAAAACCCCAGAGUGGAUUAUAUGCAUCAGUUAGAAGCUCAGGCUAUGGGAAACCCAGUUCACCACUCAAGAUGAUUUCUACUCUUGAGAAGAAAAUUUCAAAGGACAUAAAGAGCAAAAACUUGAACUCCGUUCCCAUCUCAAAUCAAGCUAGGAAAAAAGAAAUCUUAUCUGGAACAAAACUCAUCAAGCCUGCAGCUCUGGGUAAACCAGCUCCCAAAAUUGAAAGUUGCCCGACUACUCCUAAGAAGUCUGAAGAUCCUACAGAAAUUGAUUCUUGUGCUCAGUUUCAGACCUUAAGUAGCUUUGAAGAAACAAGCAAAAAUCAAAGAUGGUUACAUUUUGGAAAAACAACUGAUCCUGUCACUGGAGAAAAAUUGAAGCAAAUCCAAAAAGAAAUACAAGAGCAAGAGACACUUCUUCAAGGAUAUCAACAGGAAAAUGAAAGGUUGUAUAAUAAAGUGAAAGAUCUUCAAGAACAAAACAAGAAAAAUGAGGAGCGAAUGUUUAAGGAAAACCAGAAUUUAUUCAAUGAGUUAGCUUCCUUAAAAGAACAGAUGCACAAAAGUCGUUUCCUGUCUCAAGUAGUCGAAGAUUCAGAGCCCACCAGAAAUCAGAGUUUUACAGACCUGUUAGCAGAACUACGGAUGGCACAGGUUGAGAAACUGAAAGCUGAAUCUGGGAGUCCAUCUAUUCAGCAGAAGUUACGUUUAAAAGAUAGAGCAGCUGAUGCCAAAAGAAUUCAGGAUCUGGAGCGACAAGUUAAGGAAAUGGAAGGAAUUCUAAAGAGAAGAUAUCCCAAUUCUUUACCCGCUUUAAUAUUGGCGGCGUCCGCAGCUGGUGAUACAGGAGAUAGAAAUACAGUGGAAUUCAUGGAAAAAAGGAUAAAAAAACUAGAAGCCAAUCUGGAGGGCAAAGAUGAAGAAGCAAAGAAAAGCCUUCGUACCAUGGAACAACAGUUUCAGAAAAUGAAGAUUCAGUAUGAACAGAGACUGGAAGAGCAGGAACAGCUACUUGCCGACAAAUUGAAAGAAGCACACCAGCAUCAUCAUGAUUCCUCCAGGGUUAAAGCACUAGAGAAGGAACUCAGUGACAUUAAGGAAGCCCAUCAAAUCACUAUAAGAAACCUUGAAGCUGAAAUAGAUGUUCUUAAACAUCAGAAUGCUGAAUUAGAACUCAAGAAAAAUGAUAAAAAUAAUAAAGACUUCCAGUCUAUAGAAUUCCAGGUAGAACAGGCUCAUGCUAAAGCUAAGCUGGUAAGACUCAAUGAAGAACUGGCUGCAAAAGGGAGAGAAAUACAAGACCUCUCGAAAACCGUGGAGAGACUUCAAAAGGAGAGAAGAAUGAUGUUGUCUAAUCAGAACUCUAAGGGCAGAGAGGAAAUGUCUGCCAGAAAGGCAAAGAAGGAUGUUUUGCACCCAAGUAAAGGGAAUGCUAACUCCUCUGGAACCCUGGAUGGCAAGCGUUACCAACCACAUACUUUCACUGAUUCCCAUAUUUCAGAGGUUUUGCAAGAAAACUGCAGAUUGAAAAAUGAGCUAGAGGGAUUAAUUUUGGAGAGGCAUGAGCUGAAGAUGAAAUCGGAAGCAGCAGUAAACCAAUUUGAAAAUUCCAUGAAAAGGGUCAAGGAAGAUACUGCCGCACACAUUGCAUCUCUCAAAGCAUCUCAUCAAAGGGAAGUAGAGAAACUCCUUUGCCAAAAUGCAGUAGAAAAUUCUUCUUCCAAAGUAGCUGAACUGAAUCGUAAAAUAGCAACUCAAGAGGUACUUAUAACACAUUUCCAAAGUCAAGUUAAUGAACUGCAGAGUAAACAAGAGUUUCUUGCACUUUCUCAAGUUCGAGAAGAAAUCCUACAGAAAGAGAUUACAAAACUCUUAGAAGAAUUGAGAGAAGCCAAAGAAAAUCAUACACCAGAAAUGAAACAUUUCCUGAGCUUAGAAAAGAAAAUUAAACAGAUGGAAAUGAGACAUGAGCAAAGGGAGCAGGAACUUCAACAGAUAAUACAGCAGACACGCCAAGUAGUAGAAACUGAGCAAAACAAAGAAAUUGAGAAAUGGAAAAGACUCGCACAGUUAAAGAAUCGUGAGCUGGACAAAUUCCGCACAGAAUUAGACUCGAUAUUAGAUGUUCUCCGAGAGCUGCACCGGCAGGGAGUGGUUGUGCCAGUUACUUUUGCAGAUGAAGUGAAUGCACCAGAGUAUUACUAGAAACUCAGAUUUCAUAUGACUUCAUUGAGAGGCCUGAAGAUGGAUGGGAUUGUACCUCUGUCAGAAGGACAGCUUUUG